Arctia plantaginis is the source of this 1017-nucleotide messenger RNA. Lineage: Eukaryota; Metazoa; Arthropoda; Insecta; Lepidoptera; Erebidae. The record is from the annotation of a GenBank genome assembly.
AUGCAAAUAGCGGGUGUCGAGGUGCACGUCGCAGGCCUAGACAGGAACAGAGAGCCAGAACCAACGCUCUCUCAACCUAUAGGGGAAAUGUUGACGGCGUGCCUGGAUAGGAUACUGCGAUCCCCCACGCCGUUAAAGGUGACCAUGGAGCAAUGGCUGUCUACUCGUAUGACGGCUCCAAACGUGGACUGGGCUCUCAUCGAUGAGCUCGUAGCGUGGCUGACUAUGCGGUUUGUCCCGCAGCCCGAGGUACUGCGCGACGGGGCUGGAGGAGCUGAAACGCAGUGGUUGCCUCCGGCGUAUAGUAACGUGGCUUACGCGACGCAUGGAUUGCCAGAAUGUACAGCACUACCUGAGGAAAGUAAUUUCUACUUCCAUGAUCACGCGACAACGUUUACGGACAACGUUUUUGUGACUAGGGCGCUGGCUAACACAGCACCAGCAUUACGAGUAGGCGCCUGGACCAAUGAGGCUGAGUUAAUUACAGGCCUGGGCAUAGCGACAUAUGUCCACAGCGAACGCGGUGUCGCUUCUAACGAGGAGGGCACUGCCAUGGCAUUAGACGACGUAGAGCGCGUGAUGUUAAAAAGGCGUCUCUACGAAGAGUGGAAAAGGGGGGUGGGGAUCAGUGACCAGGCCGUCAGCCCCGAACUAAUGGGUAACGACCGAGCGUUUUGGGACACCAUCGUGUAUGGUGCAGGGGAAGAAUCGGACUCCGUGUCAUCAAUCGGAGAAUAUGCGUUGGGCAUAGCGAGCCGGGCACAGCUGUCAUGGGAGGCAAACGCCCAGGCAGAGGGCGUAAUGACUACGCUGACGGGUGUAAGGACCCCUCUCGCGCUCAACCUGAGCGAUGUCACAGAGAGGGGUCGUUACACCUUUAUGGACAAUGAAAGAAUGCAACACAUGAAGGGGGUCUCCGGCCACUGGCUGGAGAACAGGGUGGGGCACGAAGGCCUUGAAAAACGAUGGACUACAUUUAAUUUUACUCUUCUGAGAAAUAAAAUAAAAAUUACCUGA